Molecule: messenger RNA, 672 nt
Organism: Aspergillus aculeatinus CBS 121060
Lineage: Eukaryota; Fungi; Ascomycota; Eurotiomycetes; Eurotiales; Aspergillaceae
Product: thiamine-binding protein
Exons: 4
Coding region: 182-520 (112 amino acids)
Cellular component (GO): cytosol
Source: RefSeq, a predicted model, not a curated record
CGCUGAGGGAAGAGCAGCGCGAGAGAAACAACAACUACUACUACUUUCAUCCAACACCAGAGGUCUCACCAUCGUCCACGUCUACUGGGAAACCAAGCUUAGGCUUUUGAGAUAUUCGUUUGGCUUGCAACAGAUAAUUGUACAUCUUCCGUGAACCUUCAACAAUCAGGCUAAUCUGAAAAUGGACAACAUCGCGUCCAUCCCAACUCCCCCGCAUUGCACGGCGGACUUCUGUUUGAUUCCUAUCGGCACCUCGUCCCCAUCAGUGUCCGCCCAAAUCGCCGAUGUCCAACGCCUAGUCGAGAAGUCGGGCCUCAAGUUCGUCAUGCACUCCGCCGGAACAACCCUCGAGGGACCGUGGGACAAAGUUCAUCAGGUCAUUGGGCAGGCGCAUACGAUCCUGCAUCAGCAGGGUAUUGUGAGGAUUCAGACGGACAUUCGGGUUGGAUCAAGAACCGAUAAGGAGCAGUCCUUCGAGGAUAAGGUGAACAAGGUCCGCUCCUUGCUUGGGCAGCAGUGAGCAUCGGUUGUAAGGGCUUUUGUGGUCGAGUUCAAUCUGGCUUACGACCGACAGAUUGCCUGCACCUGUCGGGGCAUGGAAGAUACGGAUGGACGGACAAGGAAGGUAAAUUCAUAUAUAUAAGUACAAUGAUUGACAAGUCGUUAAGAUCC